AUGGACUCCAAAGAUCUACCACCACCACACGGCACGAUUGAAUGUUUCGGCGAAUUUGAAGGGCCCGAAGUCCUGCUACUGGUCGGGCACGGAGGUGAUUGCGCCACCUUUCACAUUGCAGAGUCGUACCUGCGCCAUCUCGGUCCACGGUGGAAAGCCCUGCAAGGAGUUCGAGCGCAUCGCCUAUCCAGAGGACUGUUCAGAGGACUGCUCAGCGGUGUCUUCGGCGGAUCGUAUGGCGGAGUCUUCAGAAACCCAUUCACUGGACUGCGUGGCUUCGACAAGAAUCCGAGAAUACUGAACUUGAAGGGCGAUUACCCAGACGCCAUACGCAUUCUCCUUCAGAUUGUUACCAUGGAGUUUACGAAGCUUCCUGAAAAACUCGACUUCCCCGAGCUUGUUCGCCUAGCAGAGGUUGCUGCACGAUGGGACUGCCAUGCGAUGCUCGCCAAGUUUAUCGAAGGGUGGGCUGCACCGUACCGCGACAGGAUAUUCCUUCCCGGAUACGAACAAUGGCUCUAUAUCGCUCACGAAUUUGGGUACGAGGACGAGUAUUUGGAGCUUUCACGACGCCUUGCUAUUUGCUGUUCGAUCGACUCCCAAGAUCGGCUCGUCACACCUGAUGGUUCCGUCCUUGAACAGAGGGGGAUAUUUCCUCUCGACACACUCUUUCAAAUUCAUGAAGGUCGGCGACAGAUCCUUCACAGCAUAAUCAAGGCGCUAUAUGACCUCUGGGCAAUAGUCGCCAAUGGCUCCAGUUGUCAACUUGCCGAUGAAACCAAUAGCUAUGACUACCGAAGCUGCGCAGGUGUCAACCUGAUUGAGUUCACUGAAUACCUCCGGGGCAAAGGGUUGUUUCCGAUGAUCAAGACCGUCGAGCCGAUCCGUUAUUCACCAUUUGAGCUGGCAAGAUAUGUGGAUACGGAGCUCCUCUCGCACACCGUCGACCUCGAUUCCGAGGGAUCUUCAUCACCUCGUCCGACACCACCACACAUCGACUGUCACGUUGGGUUCCAACUCGGGCCUGUCAUGCAGAACAUUCUUGACAAUGCCAGGUGGCCGGUUGAAAUCUCCAUAGUAGAUCGCAUCAGAAGCAAUACUUGUGAGUACCGACUCGACCCUGCAUUUGAUGACCCAUAUGCAGAUGUCGAUGGUACCCCAGUACUGCCGAGAGAGCUUGUUUGA
Didymella exigua CBS 183.55 is the source of this 1185-nucleotide messenger RNA. RefSeq lists its product as uncharacterized. Bases 1 to 1185 code for a protein of 394 amino acids. The transcript has 2 exons. NCBI's taxonomy places the organism in Eukaryota, Fungi, Ascomycota, Dothideomycetes, Pleosporales, Didymellaceae. The record is from RefSeq and is a predicted model, not a curated record.